This is a messenger RNA of Pelecanus crispus (Dalmatian pelican), 741 nucleotides long. Lineage: Eukaryota; Metazoa; Chordata; Aves; Pelecaniformes; Pelecanidae. The record is from RefSeq and is a predicted model, not a curated record.
CACAUGCAGAAUUUUAUACUAAAUGUUAAUUUUAUUGCUGUUGUAGCUGCACCUGCCUUGUAUACAAACAAUUUUAUACAACUACUAUUAAAUACUUGGAUUAAAGCUUCUAAGUCAUCUAUGCUGCAGAACAGAACAGUGAAAGAAUUACUGUGGGGAUACAAAGAUCCCUUCUUAAACAAGGUCCCCUUCCCCUUGGACCCAGUUCUGGGAGUCUUCUACCCGUAUAAUGGGACACUCGACGGACUUUACAAAGUCUAUACUGGGAAAGAAGAUAUUAAAAAAACAGCAAUAAUUGAAAGCUAUAAAAACAAAAGGAAUCUUUCAUACUGGAAAGAUCACUGCGAUUUGGUUAAUGGCACAGAUGGGGCAUCAUUCCCACCAUUUGUUAAGAAGGAUCAGACACUGCGCUUCUUCUCCUCCGAUAUUUGCAGAUCGAUCUAUGGAGUUUUCCAGGGCAAGCAGGAAGUGAAGGGGAUCUCACUCUAUCGUUUCACAGUUCCUCGUGAAGCAUUUGCAUCACCUGCUGAAGUUGGAGAUAAUUACUGCUUCUGUACAGAUGAAAUCAUAUCAAAGAACUGCACACUAGCUGGAGUCCUAGACAUUAGUGCCUGCAAAGGAGGAAGACCGGUAUUUAUCUCUCUUCCACAUUUUCUUCAUGCAAGUGAUUCUAUAUUACAUGAUGUUGAAGGCCUGAGCCCAAAUGAGAAGGAGCAUGAGACGUUUCUAGACGUAGAGCCU